UUCUUAUGGAGUUUUUUCAUUCAUUGGUUUCACUCAUGCAUUUAGAUUUAGAGCUAAGAAAUGGUGGUAUUGAUGAGAAGCUAUGUUAUGUUUGUGUUAGGGAGUAACUAGGAUACAUAUAGAGAUUAAAGGUUCUUUGAGAGGAAUAAUGAUGUUGCGAGACGUAGUUAAUCCUCGAGAACAACUUCUUAUUGAAGACUUUUCGAGCCCGUUGAGUGCUCAAUUUUUUGAAUUAUAUGAUCCUGAAUUAUUCCCAGAAGCACUUCAAAACUCUGAAGUUACUUCUAGUCCUAAUAAUUGUUGCUAUGAAGAGAACUCUUCAUACGCCACCACAAAUCUUCCCUUUGAUCCUGACAUAAACAACCCUCCUAAUAACACCAUAGAAAAAAAUGUCACCACCUCCAGCGCCACCACCACUAUUAACAUUAAUAACCUCUCCAGAAUCUUCGACUCCACAGAAGAAAUCGAUCAGAAUGACAUUUCAGCAUCCAUAAAUUUCACCCCAUCAACUCCAUUUUUAGUCCCACCUUUCCUCAUUUCCCAAGAAGACCAGUUUGAUCUGUCUUCUCUGCAAUCCCAAACUUCGUUAUCAGAAACCGCCCCUCAUGGGCUUUCACAGUACCCUUCUGAGCCUGUUAUAGUCCCUCUCAUGGGCCCUCCACUGCCUUCGGUUUUUGAAGAGGAAUGCUUGUCUUUGAUGCCUUCUUACAUGCCUUUGAGCUCUUCUUCGCCGCCUUGCUCUUUCAUUGAGCACUCAAUAGGACCACACUUGUCAGGAAAUUUGAGCACCGUGUUGUCUGGAGAUAGUUCUGGUGUUUUCAGUGGAAGUAUGUAUAAUUGCAGUGAUUUGCAGAGUCAAGAAUUGGAAUUUGAGGGAGAUAUUGACGGUGGAAUUUUCUGCCCCGACACUCUGCCAAGGAUUUACAACCCUAGUGAGCUGCAGGCACUUAGUAAUGAGAGUCAACAAGGUGUGAAUGGUGGUGGGAGUUCAACUCCUUUGGCUUCUGAUAUCUCAAGUUUGGAGGAUUCAACAUUCAAGGUUGGCAAACUCUCACCUGAAGAUAGGAAGAAGAAGAUACAUAGAUACAUGAAGAAAAGGAAUGAGAGGAAUUUUAGCAAGAAAAUAAAGUAUGCCUGCCGCAAAACACUGGCAGACAGCAGGCCUCGAGUUAGAGGAAGGUUUGCUAAGAACGAUGAAUUCUGUGAGACACCAAGAGAAGGAGGUUAUAGCAAUCAUGAAGAGGACACUGAUGAAGAUUCUCUGCAGGUGGUUGUGAAAGAAGAAGAAUACAUGGUCGAUUCAUCAGAUAUCUUUGCUCAUAUCAGUGGUGUCAAUUCCUUCAAAUGCAACUACUCAAUUCAAUCUUGGAUUUGAUCAGAAUUUUCGACAAUUUUGCAAGAUCCAUUUCAACCAGGACAUUAUAUACCGGUCCUAGAAUAAUAAGAGUUGGAAUAAUUGGGUCAUUUAUGAUUUUUUAGAUAUAUGAUUAAGUCAAUAGUUAUAUAGAAAUUAAAAGUGAAUUUAACUUGUCACUUGUGAUGAGUCAUGUAUAUACUGUACAUUUUACAAAACUCUGGCAUUUGACUUGCUAGAGGGAGGUACAUGUUGAACAAAGUGAGUCUUGGCUGUUAAGGUUAUGUAUGAGUUUUAGCCAAGAUGUUCAUGUACUUAAUAAACAUUAAUGUGUGUAUAUGAUGUAGUUUUGUUGACACAUCUACUUUGCAUUUAUUUGAAAAUAAAGAUGGGAUGCUUU
Camellia sinensis is the source of this 1754-nucleotide messenger RNA. The record is from RefSeq and is a predicted model, not a curated record. NCBI's taxonomy places the organism in Eukaryota, Viridiplantae, Streptophyta, Magnoliopsida, Ericales, Theaceae.